CUCUUCUUCUUCACUUGUUGUAACAUCCUUUUUUUUGUUUACGUGACUCUAGUUGCGCAAAAAGGUCUUUCCAUUGCAGUUUUGCACAAUAUACCAAUUUCGCUACGUCUGACAAACCACCUCUUACAAGUUUGAAAACUUUUCAGCAAAAAAUUAGAGUUUUGGCAAAAUUAUAGUUUUUCCAUUAGGUUAAUUUUUAUGCGGAAGUUAUAUUUGCACAAUUUAUCAAUGGAAAAGUGACUAUGGUCUUUUUCUGACUUCAACAAAGUGGAGAAUUUAAUGCUUAAUACAUUUAUCACAAACAUUAAAAACCAACACCUUUGGAGAUACGUGGUUUUCACUGGUUGAAAGAUUAGUGUAUUUCUUUGUUUUUUUCAGUGCAUUUAAAGUUUUUCCUGGGUGUGGGGCUCAUAUACUGGUUCAUAGAGUAGUGGUUGAACUAAUGAGAGGAGGAGGAGAGAAAAAUCUUUACCUUUUAGCAAAGUGUUAAACAGAAGUUCCUGGUUUUAAAGUGAAGACCAAAACGAGCGUUAAACUCUUAUUAAACCAUGAAAAUCUGUCACAGUUUGAUCUUCUUCUUUCUCACACUUCAAGACGGAAACAUUGGUCUCAUCAGCGCAAAAAUCCCAGUUUUUAAAAAAACUGAAGGAGAGACAAUCAUCCUUAAAUGCCCGUUUGAGUGGUCUCUUUUUGACACAGGAAAGAAGAUUUUCUGUAGGAAUGAAUGUGAAAAGGGAGACGUACUUGUAGAGACUUCAGUUAUGUACAAGGAAACAGGAAGAUACAGCAUCAGGAAAGGAUCAUCUGAUACAGAACUCUAUGUGACCAUCAGACAACUGAAGGAGUCUGACUCUGGACUGUACCGGUGUGUUUUGGACAGGUUAGGACCAGAUGAGUACGCAGAAUUUAGGAUUAAAGUAACAAAGAAAUCUAAAGUGGACAAUGAGACUUUAAAACCAUCUUCAACUCACCAACCAUCUGUCAACGAGCGAGAGCCCACUUCUGCUUUAACUACGACUUCAGCUUCAGGUACGACUGAGCUGAGUUUCAGCUCCAGUUCAACCUCUGAGUCUGAACAUCAGCAGACGACGACAGUAGAUCCGGGUCCAGCCACAGGACUGUACGUGAGUCUGACUGUUGUCGUCAUAGUCAUCCUGGCACCUCUGUUGGUCUUCUGCAAGAAGAGGACCAACAAACCAGCAGAACUCCAUGUGGAUACAGAGUAUGAUCUGAUUACAGACGAGAGAUUGAGGGAAUUCAUGUGUCACCAACUUCACUCACCUCAGACUGGAGACUCCUCAUGUCUUUACACCUGCUGUGAGCUGGAUUUUUCUGACCAGAUCUCCUCCUGGCUCAGCAGCGCCCCCCAGAGUCAGACUACUGAAGUGGUUUAUCGUGUUACUUUACCUCAGCAGCAGCGUCACUGAGGCCGAGGUCAAACCUGGGUGUCACA
Sphaeramia orbicularis (orbiculate cardinalfish) is the source of this 1453-nucleotide messenger RNA. RefSeq names its product triggering receptor expressed on myeloid cells 1-like. Gene Ontology annotation, cellular component: cell surface; plasma membrane. The transcript is spliced from 6 exons. The coding region runs from base 549 to 1427 and encodes 292 amino acids. Lineage: Eukaryota; Metazoa; Chordata; Actinopteri; Kurtiformes; Apogonidae. Gene Ontology annotation, molecular function: transmembrane signaling receptor activity. The record is from RefSeq and is a predicted model, not a curated record.